This is a messenger RNA of Kwoniella botswanensis, 1041 nucleotides long. RefSeq lists its product as uncharacterized. The transcript has 10 exons. Gene Ontology annotation, molecular function: oxidoreductase activity, acting on the CH-OH group of donors, NAD or NADP as acceptor. The record is from RefSeq and is a predicted model, not a curated record. The coding region runs from base 1 to 1041 and encodes 346 amino acids. NCBI's taxonomy places the organism in Eukaryota, Fungi, Basidiomycota, Tremellomycetes, Tremellales, Cryptococcaceae.
AUGCCCGCUAUUGAACCAGGUUCUCUCGUCCUUGUGACCGGUGCUUCAGGAUAUAUCUCUUCGCACACUGUUGAAGCGUUGCUCGAUCGAGGUUAUAACGUUAGAGGAACAGUACGAAGUCAAGAUAAAGGAGAAUACUUGAAAAACUUGUUCAAAGAUAAGAAAGGCUCAUUCGAGUAUGCUAUCGUAAAGGAUAUCGGUGAGGCAGGAGCUUUCGAUGAGGCUGUAAAAGGAGUAGACGGUGUUGCCCAUAUGGCAAGUCCAUUCCACUUCAAUGCUGAAGAGCCAGAGGAACUCUUCAGACCUGCCAUUCAAGGUACAGUAGGUGUACUUGAAAGUCUGAAGAAGAACAACCCAAACGUCCAAAGAGUGGUCGUAACUAGUUCCGUUGCAUCCGUCAUGAACUCAAAUAUCAAGCCUCCCCAUACAUUCACGGAGAAAGAUUGGAAUGAUGUGUCCCCUAAAGAAUGCGAAGAACAGGGAAAGAACGCUUCUGGACAAGCCAAAUACAGAGCCAGUAAAGCCCUUGCCGAACGAGCCUUUUGGAAAUUCUUUUCAGACAACAAACCAUCUUUUGACGGUGUAGCAAUCAACCCACCUUUGGUACUUGGUCCAAUUAUCCAUCAAUGUGAUAGCCCGGAAUCACUCAAUACCUCUGUUGCUGUCUACUAUUCAUGGCUCAAGGGUGAAAAAACCGAAAAGGAUCUUCCAGCUGGUGGUAUGAACUACGUAGAUGUUCGGGACACUGCCCUUGGUCAUGUGCUCGCUUUGACUACUCCUGAAGCUAGCGGAGAAAGGUUUAUCACUGGUAACGGACCGGUAAGCGGUAACGACUAUGUGCUUCAAAUCGCCAGAGAUUUCCCAGACCUCAAGAAUAUCCCUAAGGGUAAUGACGAUGCUGAAUUCAAGAAGAAGCUUGCCUCGGAUGCGAUCAUACACGAUGGGUCAAAAGCCACGCGUGUCCUUGGUCUCAAGUAUCGAUCAGUCGAUGAUACUCUCAAGGAAAUGGGUCAAUCUCUCAGAGAAAGGUUCAACUUCUAA